Messenger RNA from Nyctereutes procyonoides (raccoon dog), 968 nucleotides. RefSeq names its product FKBP prolyl isomerase 1B (gene FKBP1B). The record is from RefSeq and is a predicted model, not a curated record. Gene Ontology annotation, molecular function: peptidyl-prolyl cis-trans isomerase activity. The transcript is spliced from 4 exons. The coding region runs from base 120 to 362 and encodes 80 amino acids. Gene Ontology annotation, biological process: regulation of cardiac muscle contraction by regulation of the release of sequestered calcium ion. Lineage: Eukaryota; Metazoa; Chordata; Mammalia; Carnivora; Canidae. Gene Ontology annotation, cellular component: sarcoplasmic reticulum membrane.
CCUCCGGCUCUGCAGUGGCGGCGGGGCGGCGAGCCGGAGCGCAGCGGGGCCGGGGCCGGAGCCGAGCCGGGGUCGGGGCCGCAGCGGGGACCCUCAGAGGCGGGGCCAGUGGGACUGCGAUGGGCGUGGAGAUCGAGACCAUCUCCCCGGGAGACGGAAGGACAUUCCCCAAGAAGGGACAGACGUGUGUGGUGCACUACACAGGAAUGCUCCAAAAUGGGAAGAAAUUCGAUUCAUCCAGAGACAGAAACAAACCUUUCAAGUUCAGAAUUGGCAAACAGGAAGUCAUCAAGGGUUUUGAAGAGGGUGCAGCCCAGCUGGGUCCUCUUUCUCCUCUUCCCAUCUGCCCCCAUCCCUGCUAGAUGAGCUUGGGGCAGAGGGCGAAGCUGACCUGCACCCCUGAUGUGGCGUAUGGAGCCACGGGCCACCCUGGUGUCAUCCCUCCCAAUGCCACCCUCAUCUUUGACGUGGAGCUGCUCAACCUAGAGUGAAGGCAGGAAAGAACGCAAGGUGGCUGGAGAUGGCUGCUGCUCACCCUCCCAGCCUGCUCUGCCACUGGGACGGCUCCUCCUGCUUGGGGCUCUUGAUCAGUGCGCUAACCUCACUGCCCCACAGCAUCAUCCAUUCUCUGACCAAGUUGCUCUGUAUGUGUUCAUCGUUUACGCACAUCUUUGCUUGAGGAAACUUUGGUUGCAGAUCAAAACAUUUCAGGUUGUGCAUUUUGCGUGAUGCAUGUAGUAGCCAUUUCUGAUCACAUAAUACAGAUUUCUUGUUCGCACAAUCUACACUGCCUUACUUAAGCCAGACACACAAGGUGCUCAGACGUGAAAUGUACAUGGUAUACACAGAGGGACUUGAGCCAGUUACCUUUGCUGUCACUUUCUCUCUUACAAAUUCUGUUGGCUGCUGACUUACACAAUGUCCUCUUUGGAAAUGAUAUGUAAAAUAAAGGCUCUGUGCUUGACAAA